ACUGCGGGCAAAGCACGAGCCUGGCCUGUACACCAUGACUUCUACUCAUUGUGAUUCUCUCCUCAGUGGACAGGUUUCAGAGCCCACGGCUGCCUCCCUGUGCCUCUCCGCCACCCUGGCACAUGCCAACCGGGUGCGUGUGGGGGCAACGCCUCUGGGCCGACCCAGCCUCUGUGUGCCCUACAGCUGUCAAACUGCUUGCCCCUUGCCAGGGACCCGCGACAUUCCCGGCAACAUCGGAGUGUGUGAGAACUAUGGGGAAGGCGCCCCGAUUGGCCACGAGAAGGUGACCAUGCAGUUCCUGAACGACCGCCUGGCCAACUACCUGGAGAAGGUGCGCCAGCUGGAGCGGGAGAACGCGGAGCUGGAGACCAAGAUCCGAGAGUCGAGCAAAUGCCACGAGUCCAGCGUGUGUCCAGACUACCAGUCGUACUUCCGGACCAUCGAGGAGCUCCAGCAGAAGAUCCUGUGCAUCAAAUCUGAGAACAACAGGCUGGUUGUGCAAAUAGACAACGCCAAGCUGGCUGCAGAUGACUUCAGGACCAAGUACCAGACGGAGCACUCCCUCCGCCAGCUGGGGGAGGCCGACGUCUGCGGCCUGCGCAGGGCCCUGGACGACCUCACACUCGCCAAGUGUGACCUGGAGGCGCAGCUGGAGUCCCUGAAGGAGGAGCUGCUCUGCCUGAAGAAGAACCACGAGCAGGAAGUCCACAUCCUGAGGGGCCAGCUGGGGGACAAGCUCCAGAUUAAGCUGGACGCGGAGCCCACCGUGGACCUGAGCAGGGUGCUGGACGAGAUGCGGUGCCACUACGAGGCCAUGAUGCAGACCGGCCGUAACGACGUGGAGCAGUGGUUCCGAGAUCAGUGCGAGAGCAUCAGCAAGCAGGACAUGUCCUGCUCCGAGGAGCUGCAGUGCUGCCAGUCGGAGAUCCUGGAGUUGAGGCGCACGGUGAACGCUUUGGAGGUGGAGCUUCAGGCCCAGCACACGCUGAAGGACUGUCUGCAGAACUCCCUGUGUGAGUCGGAUGCACGCUUCGGCACCGAGCUGGCCCAGAUGCAGAUCCUGAUCCGCGACGUGGAGGAGCAGCUGUCUGAGAUCCGGGCUGAUCUGGAGCGGCAGAACCAGGAGUACCAGGUGCUGCUGGACGUCAAGGCCCGGCUGGAGGGCGAGAUCAACACGUACCGGAAACUUCUGGAGAGCGAGGAUCGCAAGCUGCCUUGCAACCCUUGUGCAACCCCGGCCUCCAGGACGCCCUGCCCGGCCCCUGUGGCCUCUGGGCCCUGCUCUCCCUGCCUUUCCGGGCCUCCUCCUCCUCGGGCCUCCUGUGCCUCCCGCUCAUCGUCUCGAUGCUGACGUUCCCCUCAGCUUGAGGGAUCGGGGGAUGGGGAAUGUCUGCAGCCCCGCCGGCCCCCUUCUGCAGGCCUGCCCCCUCCCCCAGCCCCUACCCUCCCGGGUCUUGCCCCCUCAGCCUGGCCCGGCUGCAGACUGACGACGCCAGGCAGCGUUUCUCUGCUGAUGGGCUGUCCGGUCCAGCGGCUCAGCCCUCGCCCCUGGGUUUGUGCUUCCUCUCUCCUCUCUUCUGUGGCCUCACAGUCUGAGAUGUGGUAGGGAAACUUUUUGCUAAUAAACUUCAGUUCCGCAGCAUGAAGAGCCCAGGGCCUGUGGCCAAGGUCUCUACGCUGUGCCAAGAGGUGUCCUGGAGCCCGCUGAUGGAAGCAGGGGCUGGGACUCCCUCACCAGAGGGCUUCUGGGAGAUGGUAAAGCCAGCAAGGACCACAGUUGAAAACAGGACUGCGGCAGAAUGGCACAGUUGAGAGACCCCCAGCUGUAUCUGGGUAUCUAAAGCCUGAUUCACAGAGCUUUAAAAUACACACAACAGAUAUCGCCCCUCGCCUUCCACCUCUUGUCAGGAUGAAGCCUCUGGUCCUUGUGCAAAGGAAAAGCUCAGGUUCGAGGUUCUGCCCAGACCCCCUAGAAGACUCCAUUUAAAGUUAGCUUUUGUGCUCACAUGCCCAUGGGGGGCACGCCCUUGGUGAGGCUUUAUGGAUCUUGGGAUGCAGCGUCCCACACAAACCCUGCAAAGAGGGGAGCAGCGGGUGGCUGAAUCAAGACUUGAACUCUGGUUUCUUUGAAUUAGGCCCAAACCCUGCACUCUGAAAGCUUUGAAAGGAAAAAGAUUAAACACGAGGGGAUUUAGGGCGGCGGAUCUAAGAGCGGAGUCCCCCACUUUACUUGGGGACUUUCAGGAAAGGCAAAUUUUUGGACCCCACCUCAGACUUUCUGAAUAAGCAGUCCAGUUUAUUGAGCCUUCCAGAUGAUUCUAUGUAUACUCAAAUUUGAGAACCACUGGGUUAAGGGGUUUAUUUUGGGACUGAGCCCCUUACAGGCCAGAUAUAUCCCAGGAGGAGUUGGCUCCAGGCUCCUGAUGGAGCCCAUGUGUGAGGAAGGCUUCAUCCGAUCAAGAUCGUGACUUUUCCCUCCGUGCUGUGAAAUGCUGAAUGUGUUAAAUGAUGGCAAUUUCUGAGCCUGUUAGGCUAUCAGUUGAGAAAAGGCCAAACUGACCCAUCCAAGCUCCCUCACAGGUUCCACCAGAAAGCCCUUGGGCAGCUGCCUGGCUUGGGUCUUCUGGGCAGUAGACACAUGAACCAGAAGCUCCAUAUUUAGGCAGCCAUGGCCGGGAACAGCGUGUCUCCAGAAAGCAGUGUCAGAGCUGGCCAAAGUUGGGAAGCAGUGAGCUCCCCAUCACUGGAGGCAUUCAAACAGGGCCCUUACAGCCACCUUGUGGGGGACGUUGAGAGGUUACUCAGGUAUCUGAUGGGGCUGGAUGAGAUGGUUGCAGAGGGUCUUCUAGCCCCAAAUUCUAUGACUUCCUGCGGUCUACGUCUUAUUCAUCAGUGAGAUUAUAGAUGUUAAAGUGGAGCUGGUUCUUAUCUUCCCUCUGCUGCCUGAGCAAUUUGCAUCAGAGUAGCCUGUUGAGAAAUUUACAAAGUCUAGCCCAUCUCAGUGCAGAAGAGACCACAGUCCCAAGCCCCAAGGGCUGAGAGAUCUUAAGCCAGGGGCUGGUUGGUGUGCCUCCAACUGCUGUCAAGUCCAGAAUCCUACCUGUUGGCCACUGUCUGUGUGGACAGGACUGAUUUGCCUGGGAGGCAUCGGGACUUCCACCAUAGGGAAUCUGGAAGGGUCAGAGGUGGUCACAGCCUUUCCUCCCUUCCCCUCUACUGGGCCUCUGCUCUUUCUCCCAAGUUGUACAACAUACAGGUGACACAUCUCUGAGGGUAGGUCCCAAUAAGAAAAAAAAAAAACAGUCUUGAUAAGUCUUAAUUUAGCACCUGGCCCAAAUGUCUUCACCACUUCCUUUGUACUUAAAUAGCUCCUUUCAUCCAAUAAGUUCAAAGCUGUCUAACAAAAUAAACCCACUUAUUCCUGCAUCAAGACAGGGUAGGUAAGCAUUGCUCUUCCCUUUUAAGGAGAAGGAGAGGAGGUGAGUCAUUGAGGGACUGAGUGGUUGAGGGAUUCAUCAGGUGACACGAAAUGAGUCAGUGAUGCCCCAGGUAAUUGACCUGUGUUUGUUAAGUUCACAUCCCUGUCAUUUAUAAUUAAAAGAUGAGCUUUGAUGAGA
Molecule: messenger RNA, 3620 nt
Organism: Neofelis nebulosa (Clouded leopard)
Lineage: Eukaryota; Metazoa; Chordata; Mammalia; Carnivora; Felidae
Product: keratin, type I cuticular Ha8-like
Exons: 7
Coding region: 35-1354 (439 amino acids)
Molecular function (GO): structural molecule activity
Source: RefSeq, a predicted model, not a curated record